Messenger RNA from Oncorhynchus mykiss (rainbow trout), 3336 nucleotides. RefSeq lists its product as uncharacterized. The record is from RefSeq and is a predicted model, not a curated record. Lineage: Eukaryota; Metazoa; Chordata; Actinopteri; Salmoniformes; Salmonidae.
UACGGCGCCUCUGAACUCAUCCAGUCUCAAGGGUUGACUCCCCCACGUGAUGAAACAGCAGCUACUGUACCUCUCAAUGAUGGAGUCGGAAGAGGCAAGGAUAAAUGGUCAAAUGUAGGAGCAGCGCCAGUUUACUUGAAAACAGAGUCGACCACGGUUAUUUCAAAGUGGAUAACCGAACUAGCCAAACCUAAUCGGAUAAUCGCUUUGUGAUCCCACCUUGUGCACGGGACCGCAGCCUAGAUCUAGUCGGGUACCUGGGGAUGCGAUGGGAGAGCGAGUACCGCAGAGAUGAUGCGUUUUGUACUGGAUUGCUUGCGGACGCCAAGGCAACGGGCACCCUGCAGUGAAAGGGACCAGGACUUUGUGGAACAGGACCAGGGUGUCAUUCAGAAGACUGGAGAAAUCAAAGACCUGCAGGAUGCAGUGCAGCAGGAAGUCAUUGAGCUGCAGGAGCAGCGGGGCGACCGCCAGGAGCUGGAGGAGACCCUGGAGAAGCUGGAGCAGCACAGGGUGGAACUGGAGGAGCAACUCAAACUGACCAGGCUGGAGUGCGUCCAGGAGAGCCAGCAGAUCCUGUCCUUGCAGGCGGAGGAGGUGGCCAGGGAGACAAAGGUGGAGGAGUAUGAGCGGGAGCUGGCCAGGGCCAGGAGGAAACUCAAACAGCUGAAGAUGGAGGUCAGAAAGGCCCAGGGGAAGGUGGAGGAAGCGGGUGAGCGCACCAUUCCUCUGGAGGAGUCCAUCAGCCAAUCAUACGAGGAGAUUUUACAGGAGGAGCAGACGUUCAGUACACUGAGGAGUGAGCGGACGGGAGAUGCAACACUGCCAGACCACCAGCAAGUGGAGUCAAACGACACAUCUCCCAGCAGCCUCAGGACAGAGGAUGGAACUCUGGAUGUGCCCGAUGUACCAGCCAGGUCAUGGGGCAGGAGCCAAUCACUGCCUGUCUACGCUGAAAUCCUGGCAAACCUUGGGUGCGCAGCUCGCGCUAAGGACGGAUUAUCUUAUACACAAGAAGAGGAGGAGGAGGAGACACCUGUACCAAGCACACCAAAGCAGAUAGAUAAGGGAGAAGAGGAAGAGAAAGUGGAGGAGGAAGAGAAAAUUUCCCAGACACGAUCCACCAGUAGCAUAGCAGUCGAAGAUCUAGACUUCUACCACCCCGACCCCUUCAUUCACUGUGAAUCUGAACAUGACCUUUUCAAAGAUGACGACUUCUUUGCCAAUACAGAUAAAUCUGAUGAUGACCCAUUCAAAGGCACGGACCCCUUCGCUGCAGACAUCCUCUUUCCAGAGGGGACAGAGGAGCCAUAUCCAUCCACUGACCCUUUCCCAGACACCCCUGCAUGCCUGGAACCUGGAUUUAACGAGGACACAGACAACAGCCUCUCCUGCCCUGAAAACAAAGCCUCUACCGGCACCCAGUGCUUUGAGUCUGAGUUCCCCGACGAGGAUGAAUCCAGUGACAUAGAAAUAAGUUACAGCAGGGAGGAUCUGGACACUGUUCACACGGACGCUGUUGAACUCUCCUUCGUUGAGCCCAAAACCUUGAUCAUGACCGAACGCUUGGGUUUCAAGCCCAUCUACACAGCUCAAACCUGUUCUUUGGACACUGAAUUAGAUGACGCAGAUGAACCCGGCUUAGCUUUGGGACGCCAACCCUUCAGUGAAUCAUCCCGGGCCAACACCUGGGCUGCCGGGCCCAACUUAUCCACCGAAUCGGACCCUAAUGGAUACGAGUUUAAUAUCAACGCAGUAUCCCCACCUUCCGACAUAGAAGAGAUUGACAUCACUCUUGGAUCUAUACAGGUUGGCUUUGGCGUUGUGUGUGACUCUGUGGAACUCAGCUACCCUGUUGGGAUUCAGGCCUGUGACUCAGAACCUGCCGAAACAGGUGGAUGCGACCUUCCUGAACCCAGCCCUCCUGUGCCCAUCCGCCCGGUCCGUCCACCUAGACGCCUCAAAGGGGGAGCGUCAGCUGUCCUUGUAGAAGAGCCAGACACACCCAAAGCUGAACGCUGUGAUCCAGGUUCUUCCAACCGCUCAGCUGAUUCAGAGCUGGACAGUGCUAUCGGGAUGGACCCUCUUACCAGCUCAGCUGACCACAACAGUAAAUUCAGCUUCAGCAAAAACAGUCUCGAGCUGAACUAUGAACCCAUUAGUCAAACUUCGUACAACUAUGGAUUCAAACUCAGCCCUGAACACCACAGCGAAGAGAUUCUCGAUCCUUUUGGCACUGAACUCAGCGAUGAAGAGGCCGACAACCAAGCCUCAUUUGAUCCGUAUGAAUUUGAGCCUACCGCUCAACCUGAGACCCAAGACAAGUUCGACCCUUACGAGUUUGGACAAAAGCCUCAUGCCACCAACCAAGACACAUUUGACCCCUAUGGUUUCAAACUCGUAAGUUUUGAGACUGACAACCAAGCUAUUGUCGACUUACACAGCGGCGAUGGUACCAACCUUAAAGACAACAAUAACAGAACCAAACAGGACCCCUUUAGCUUUGAUUUCAGUAACGCAGCAUCAAUGGACCACUAUAGUUCAGACCCCAGUAAUACUGCAACAAUGGACCUUCUAGGUCUGGAACUCAGCAGAGCCAACAGUGUUGCUGAGUCAGACUGUAACAAUCCUACAGUGUCUGACCCAUUAGGAACAGUACAAACCAUGGCAACUGGAAGCAACCUGUUAGACCUGGACCUUGUGUUUGGAAGCAGUAGUUAUGGAAACCCUGAGGUCGCCCCUGAGCUCGACCCCUGUGAGCCUAGACAGGGAAACCCUGCUGGUCCAGACAACUUUGCGUUCAGAGCGAGAGACACCGCCCACUCCGAGUCUGUAGACACCGUUUCUGACUGGAUGACUGUUAAGACCAACUCCAGGGAGUCUUUCGGCCCAGUCAACUCCCGCACACACAGCCUGGACAAAUGAACCAUUCCCUGGGAAGAAGUCACCAGUCUGGCCAUGAGUCUACUGCAGUACAACCCAACAAUGGGGAAGUAGAUGGAAAGAUAGCAGGUGAAGGAAGGAAUGAGAGAAAGGAGUCACUUUUCUCCAACCUGGCAUGAUUCACCUUGACUCCUAGUCAAGGGUUGCAACAUUGCAUUGAUUUAAAAGGGAUUGAUAUGUUCAUUGAAAAUCAUAAUUUGAUCAUUCUAAUUUAUGAGUUAUUAAUUGGUGAUGGUUGUUUUGCAGCUGUAAGGCGUUGGUUCAUUCUAUACCCUGUUAUAGGUGCAAUAUAGUAUUUCAUCUUGGUCAAGAUUUACAGUGCCUUGCGAAAGUAUUCGGCCCCCUUGAACUUUGCGACCUUUUGCCACAUUUCAGGCUUCAAACAUAAAGAUA